Papilio machaon (common yellow swallowtail) is the source of this 465-nucleotide messenger RNA. RefSeq names its product cuticle protein 19 (gene CPR128). Gene Ontology annotation, cellular component: extracellular matrix. The coding region runs from base 22 to 441 and encodes 139 amino acids. The transcript has 4 exons. The record is from RefSeq and is a predicted model, not a curated record. Lineage: Eukaryota; Metazoa; Arthropoda; Insecta; Lepidoptera; Papilionidae.
UUGUUUAAAAAAACUUUUACAAUGGCCUUGAAGCUUGCAUUGUUAGUGUUGUUCGCGGCGUGCGCUCACGGCCGGCUCUUCACGUACUAUCGGCCUGCAGAUUUGCACCCGGAGCCAGCUCUCGUCCACGAGGAGCCACAGUUGGUGUUUGAUCAUCAUCAUCAUAUAUCUGAAGACGAACACGUUGAUUAUUAUGCGUAUCCGAAGUACGAGUUCAAAUACGGCGUCAACGACUUCCACACGGGCGACAUAAAGACUCAUCACGAGAGCCGAGACGGUGACGUCGUAAAAGGUCAAUAUACAGUAGUGGAACCCGACGGCUCAAUUAGAACUGUGGACUACACCGCCGACAAACACAAUGGUUUCAAUGCUGUUGUUCACAGGACCGCACCAAUAACUCCACACGAAGCGGCCCACUAUAAAUUUGCUGAGCAUUAUUAGAUUUUUGCAUAACAGUUUCGAAAU